AUGGCUAGAGAUGAGCACGCUGCCGCAACGCACCAAGCCGAGCCAUCGCCGCCGCCGCCGCGCGAGCGCCCGUACCUGCUGCCCUAUAACCGGAAGCUGCGGCAUCUCCAGGGCAUAACCAUCCGCAACCUCACCCUCACCCCACUGCCCGCGAGGCCGCGCGGGAAGACGAUCGAUGAUGAAGCGAUCCCGAGCACCCUCAAGUCGCCGACAAAGGCACUAGCAAUGCGGGAGAGCAGAGCAUUGGCACACUCGAGAUCCUCCAGCGACCUGAAGUCCGCCGAAGACGCAGCUCGACGCAGCAAUGGCCAUAUUCGGCAGCCUUCCUCGCCUCAGAAAGCUAGUAGGCCGCCCAUGCCCAAAGGACUGCGCCGUAGAAGUACAAUAGAAUGGUCAGGUGGAAGUCCAUUGACCAGGCAGAAGAAGCUGGAGGACAUUGCGGGCAGUCGCAUGGCCGAUACGUUCUUCACUCUGCAUGUCGAUGACCAGGAAGAGCCGGUGUACAUCUCCGAGGUGGCAGAGAAGGCCAUGAACCCCAAUUUCCGCUUUUUCGACCUCGCAUCGUGCGGACCGAGCGUUACGCGACUCGACAAGCUCACCGUGAGGGUCUGGGCUAGGAACGAGACCACCAAGGGCUGGCAGUAUCUAAUCGAGCUCAAUGUCCACUUCAGGUCUCUGCAAUUCAUCGGAAAGGCUUUGGGGAAGUUCAAGCAUCCGCUGCCAGCGAACUGCAUCCUUUUCCACAUGACGGAUGGUAUCUACACGAGCUUUACGGAUAUGCCGGUUGGAGAAACUCUACGAUCCGAUGCCCUUGCGCCUCCAAAAGCGCAUCCCGACGGAAGGCUCCUUCACAGCUCAUCCUACGACGCCUUGAUGCGACUCAAUACUCUAGAUGACUGCAUUCAAGACGCUUUAGCCACCCGCGACAGGUUAGCUGAGGAUAUUGAGUCCAUUUUGAAUGAAAACAAGGACGCAUUUGCCACUGUCGAGCAGGUCCCGGAGGCGCAGGAACGGCUGAAGAUGGUAGAGGGUGCGGUCGCCGCCGAGAAGCGCCGAGUUGACGCCGUCCGGAGGAGACGGGAUGAGCUGAAGGCUAACAUACAGUAUCGGAAAGAGAUGAUGCAAAAGGGUCGCGGCCAGCAAUCACAAGUAGAGACCAGUUUGAUUCUCGACAGAGAGAAGCACAAGCACACAAAAGAGCUCGUGGAGAAAACGCUGGAGGACAUUGCCGGUCAGCGCAGGCGGAUAUGCGAAGACAUACAGAAGGUAUAUCCGAUCGAACCGGUACCGGGGAAGUCGCUCCUGUUUACAAUCCGAGGGCUCCCACUGCCCAAUACAGAGUUCGACGACGCGAAAGAGGAUGUUACGGCAGCAGCGCUGGGUUACGUCGCUCAAGUUGUCUCUCUAUUGUCGCCAUAUCUGUCUGUCGUUCUUCCGUAUCCGGUAACGGUGAACGGCUCAGCAUCCACCAUCGAUGAUCCGCUUGCGAUGAGCACAACCACUCAGAAUAAUCCCCGGACGUACCCGCUAUUCAUGAAAGGCGUUGUUCGCUACCGAUUUGAAUACGGCGUCUUCCUCCUCAACAAGGACAUCGAGAUCCUUUCAAAUUCGCUGGGCCUGCGUCCCGUCGACAUACGGCAUACGCUUCCGAAUUUAAAAUACCUUCUCUUCGUCGCUACAGCCGGAAAAGGCGAGCUACCUACUCGAAAAGCUGGCGGGAUCAGAGGAUUGCUGGGACGUGAUGGGAUACUGUCUCGCAAGGGAAGCAUGGAUAGCACGGGUACAGCAAGCAGCUCGGGAGCAACUAUUCCUGAGCCGAAGAUGCGAGUAGAGGGCUAUUCGGAUGGACCUAAGAAAGGCAAUCAGUCGAAGGCGAACGGAGCUCCCAUUCUCUCGAAAUCCAGUAUGCAGAACCAGAAGGGAAGCUUGCUAUCGGGUAGUAGGCUGAGGGAAGUCGAAUGA
Messenger RNA from Trematosphaeria pertusa, 1962 nucleotides. RefSeq lists its product as uncharacterized. Gene Ontology annotation, molecular function: SNARE binding. The record is from RefSeq and is a predicted model, not a curated record. The coding region runs from base 1 to 1962 and encodes 653 amino acids. Gene Ontology annotation, biological process: SNARE complex assembly. Gene Ontology annotation, cellular component: lytic vacuole; endosome. The transcript has 2 exons. NCBI's taxonomy places the organism in Eukaryota, Fungi, Ascomycota, Dothideomycetes, Pleosporales, Trematosphaeriaceae.